Megalops cyprinoides (Indo-Pacific tarpon) is the source of this 1500-nucleotide messenger RNA. Its product is annotated as LINE-1 retrotransposable element ORF2 protein. Gene Ontology annotation, molecular function: DNA-(apurinic or apyrimidinic site) endonuclease activity; double-stranded DNA 3'-5' DNA exonuclease activity; phosphoric diester hydrolase activity. The record is from RefSeq and is a predicted model, not a curated record. Gene Ontology annotation, cellular component: nucleus. NCBI's taxonomy places the organism in Eukaryota, Metazoa, Chordata, Actinopteri, Elopiformes, Megalopidae. Bases 1 to 1500 code for a protein of 499 amino acids. Gene Ontology annotation, biological process: base-excision repair. The transcript is spliced from 3 exons.
AUGGAGGACCAUGACAGGAGGCAGAGUACUCUCACUAUCCUUUCGUGGAAUGUGAAUGGAUUCUCAGGUAAAAAGUCCAGUGUUCUGGAACACCUAAGGCUCCUGAAACCCGACAUGAUUUUUCUCCAAGAGACUCACCUGGGUCCAAGCAAAGAUCUUCCACCAGGGAGCAUUAAAGUUCAAGAGCUGGGACAUGAUUACCUUUGGGCGGUGUUCACUGUCUACAGAGCAAACAGUCGAGGGGUCGGGGUGCUGUUCAGAAGAGAUCUGUGCUGUGAGGGUCUUAGAGUUACUGGGGAUAAAAAGGGCAGAUAUAUGAUUGUUAACUGUCAAAUACGGGGGGAGGAUUUUGUCUUUGUCAAUAUCUAUAACCCGGGUGAUGAGAAGAUUGAAUUUGACAAGGACUGCGAUUUCUCAAUCAGCCCACCAGACUCGGGUCUCUUGGUGGUAGCUGGGGACUUCAACACCGUCCUUGAAGCUGACCUGGACAAGGAAUCAGACAGCAAGAACAAAGGUCAUCGUGACCGGGCAAGAGGUCUUAUGCGUUUCCUCAGGAAUUUCGAUUUGAUGGAUGUCUGGAGAUGCCUCCAUCCAGAGGAGAAAAACUUCACUUACUUUGGCGCAGCAAAUAAAGGCAUAUCAAGGUUAGAUUAUUUUUUUGUCCCUGAUAAGACCAUGGGGAGGGUGGCAGCCUGUGCGAUUCAUGCUAGACCUCAAUAUUCAGAUAGACAGGACUAUAUUUCAGACCACGCACCCAUUUCUAUACAAAUACGGACAGGAAACAAGAGGUGGCAGUUUGAUAGCAGCUUGCUUGGGGAUGAAAGUUGCAUGGCUCAUUUUUCAUGCAUGCUCAAAAACUUCUCGAGAAAGAAGAUAAAGAGAAAGAGGGAUCUUUGGAUGGGCUUAAAGCUGAGGUUGGGAUGUGAGGAAACCGCCUGGAAGAGGAGGAGAAAAGAAAAGAAAGGAGAGGAGAAGGAGAGAAGACAAGUCCUAUGUGCAGGAAAAUUGACUGGAACAGAAUCCAAUGAAAUCAUGCCAGUGUUGCAGAGUGGGCAAUUAGGGGAGUAUAGUGGUCCAGCUUUAUCAGUUAACUCAGAAACUCAUCAGUUACCUUCUCCCAGCUGUAACCUUGAUCUUCAGGUCUAUUUGGACAAACUCUACAAAACAAGGAAGUUUGAAGAGCUCCAAUCCAUCAACAAUGAGGAAAGAAUUCGAGGUAUAGAAAUGGGAGAGGGCAAAGUGGUGAAGGCACUGACUGACUCAGACACAGCUGUUGUUUUCCUUACGAAUCCAAGUGAUGCAGAGGAGGUUUUUGAAGAUAUACUGACAGAUUUCAUGACAAAUUCUGGAUUCACUGUCGAUGACACACAUUCAGAGAUUUUCAGCAUUGGGUUUCCAGAAUCCAGUUUGCGUUCUGAGAAUCUAAAGAGGUUCAAGCAGACAUCACAUGGGUUUUGGUUCCAGGGCUACUUUGUAGGCUCUGUGUCUGGAUUUGAUUAA